This is a messenger RNA of Microbotryum saponariae, 1790 nucleotides long. NCBI's taxonomy places the organism in Eukaryota, Fungi, Basidiomycota, Microbotryomycetes, Microbotryales, Microbotryaceae. The record is from the annotation of a GenBank genome assembly.
AUGAACUUGGCCGCUCACCUCAUCUCGGACGAGAAACGUUCGCCCAUCCUGGGGCUGCAAUUGAACGGUACGAGCACGUCGUUCGCCACCGCGACCGAUCAGGGCUGGGCCGUCUAUCGCACCCAUCCUCUGCAGAGGACAAGUCAACGAGGUCGGUCAAGGUGCUCUAGCCCGUCUUGCGGAGGAGAAGGAAACUGUAGCGUCACUGACGAGUAUACAACCCCGCACACCGACCAGAAUCCGCGAAGGGCUCGCUUCGCUUGGUGCUCCCUCUCGAGCUGUCCAACAUCUUGUUCCUCGUCGGUGGACCACCUUCACCGCUGUACUCUCCCAACAAGGUCAUCGUCUGGGACGACCAUCUCGGUCAAGCGGUGUGUGAACUCGAGUUCGGCGAAGAGGUCAACGGUCUUGCAGCGAGGAGGGACCGGCUCGUCGUCGUGCUCAAGAAGAGGGUCGUCUUGUUCGUGUUGGGUAAGGGCGGAUUGGGCAUAUGGAGGGAAGGAGUAUACGAGACGACCAACAACCCCAAAGGUGAGUGUCUCACCAGCGUACAUCUGCGAUCGCCAGGGCUGGUCGCGUUGACAGCUCGCUGUGGGAAUUCCUCCAGGCCUCGUCGCGCUCGGGACCGAGAUCGGAUCGACCCUGUUGGCCUUCCCAGGACGGCAACCAGGCCAAGUACAAAUCGUCAAUCUACCCCCACUGACCGCCCCCCACGAAAUGCCACCCCUUCCACCCGCACCGUCCCACGAUCCCACCUCGGCACCUUAUCCAUCCGUAUCCAUCAUUCUCGCCCACACCACGUCCCUCGCCGCUCUGUCGUGCACACCCUCGGGCGCACUCUUAGCCACAGCAAGCUCGAAAGGAACCCUCAUCCGAGUCUGGGAUACGAGCCAUGCGAGACUGGUCAAGGAACUGCGACGAGGCUCGGACGAGGCCGAAGUUUUCGGUAUCGCGAUUCGCACGGACGGUGAGGCGGUGGCCGUUAGUUCUGAUAAGGGGACUGUGCAUGUUUGGGAUCUCAAAAUGACCAAAGAAGAGUACCAGAAGAAGAGGAGCGCGAGUGCCUCGUCGAUGGGGGAGGCGACCGAGUAAGUCUGCUUCGUGCGAGCGGGUGGUGGUCCCUCGUUUCGUUUGCUGAAGCUGGUCCACAAACACGUCUGCGCAGGACGACUAGGUCCAAACAAUUCUCGAUGCUCAAGCCCUACCUCCCGAAAUACUUCUCGUCCGAAUGGUCCCAUUCACAAUUCCGACUUCCACCUCCAGCGCCUACAGCCUCACGGCUACCGUUUUCCCUUUCAUCCUCGACCGCUGCCGCUGCCGCUGCUGGAGCUUCGGCGUUAUCGAGUGGUGUUGGGUCGGGUUCGACUGCGCCUCCGACGAUCGAGGAUGAUGUUUGUAUUUGCGCUUGGAUCGAGGUCGAGACUGAGGUUCCCGUCGGGCCAGCAGACGCGAGUGGAGCCUCUACUGCGGGAAGGUCGGACUCUUCAAGUCGAUCGUAUACAUCAGCGACGACGAUGGGCAAAGGUUCCGCACGUUCAAUCCCGAGUCGUCUAGGGGAGAAACGAACAGAGCACCAACUCGUCGCGCUCACUCAUUCGGGAAGAUGGUUUCGCAUCUCUCUACUCGGUGGCGGUGGCGGUGGCGGUGGCGGGGGAGGUGGUGGGGCUGAAGGUGGAACAGGGGGACGGUCGAAGGAUGUCAAGGACGACGCGUUCGGUUUGGGCAGGGAUUCGACGACGGAUUGUCGGCUGGAGGAGUAUCGACAGUUUGGGAAGCAGGAUGGGUGGUGA